Messenger RNA from Oppiella nova, 896 nucleotides. The record is from the annotation of a GenBank genome assembly. Lineage: Eukaryota; Metazoa; Arthropoda; Arachnida; Sarcoptiformes; Oppiidae.
AUUAUAUAUAUAUUAUAUAUAUAGCAUUUAUUUAUUGUGCCUACCCGUGCCGUAUAUAUUUAAAGUAUACAUAAAUUAUAUAUAACUCAAGCGCAUAUAUAGCGCAUACAAUGGAAACUACUUAUAUUAAACUUGUAUUAAGUUCAUGCAUAAUUUUAAUUAUUCAAAAUGAGCAUGGUCAUAAUGCUCAUGGCCAAAAGAAUCAAUGUUCAGCCAAUGGUAUGAAACGGUUGGACGAAAUAGUGGCAAAGUUCGUGACAAUUGGCAACUCUGGCCGAAAGUUCCCGGAGUCUAAGGGACAGGUGUUACAAAAAUAUUGCGCUGAAGAGAGCAAGCUACUUACUGACAUUGAAAAGUACAAGAACAAUUGUUUCCGAGAUUUGAGCAAGCAAGCGUUUGGCAUAUUAAUCUUUUCAUUUAAGGGUGCCAUCAAAAAUUUUUGCUCCAAAAAGGAGUCCAAACGCCUGGAUGAGUUAAUAGUGGCCACACCCUGUAUUAAUAAAUACAACACCAAUGUUGUUGGCAAAUGUUACGAAACUAUCCUUGAUGAAUUAUUGGGUGCCAAAAAUGGACCCGAAAAUAAACGGAUACCUUAUAUGUGUUGGUAUGACGGAUUAGCCGGUAAAUGCGAGCCCAAACACAUUGAGACUACCGUUUGGUUUUUCAAAUUGUUGUUCGGCGACGCUAUUAACCUAUUGUGCACUGACUAUACCGAGGAGUCCGAUAAGUGCAGUAAACUAGGAGUGACACCGAAACGAUUAAAAUCGCAGAGACGUACUAGAUCAUUCGCGUUGCCAGUGUUGUCGGCCGUUGUUAGUCUCAAAAUAGAGCAGCCUGUUAGUCUCAAAAUAGAGCAGCCUGAAAUCCGGAAUUUUGUGAUAAAUCGUAUGAAUUGA